GGACAGAAGUUAAUUGCAUCUCUUAUACCCAUGACAUCCAGAGACAGAAUUAAAGCCAUCAGGAACCAGCCAAGGACCAUGGAAGAGAAAAGGAAACUUAGGAAAAUAGUUGACAAAGAAAAAAGCAAACAGACCCAUCGUAUCCUUCAGCUCAAUUGCUGUGUUCAGUGUCUGAACUCCAUUUCACGGGCUUAUCGGAGAUCCAAGAACAGCCUGUCGGAAAUUCUCAAUUCCAUCAGCCUGUGGCAGAAGACGCUGAAGAUCAUUGGAGGCAAGUUUGGAACCAGCGUCCUCUCCUAUUUCAACUUUCUGAGAUGGCUUUUGAAGUUCAACAUUUUCUUAUUCAUCGUGAACUUCAGUUUCAUCAUAAUCCCUCAGUUUACCGUAGCUGAAAAGAACACCCUCCAGUUCACUGGGCUGGAGCUUUUCACUGGGGUGGGUUAUUUUAGGGACACAGUGAUGUACUAUGGCUUUUACACCAAUUCCACCAUCCAGCACGGGAACAGUGGGGCAUCCUACAACAUGCAACUGGCCUACAUCUUCACGAUUGGAGCAUGCUUGACCACCUGCUUCUUCAGUUUGCUAUUCAGCAUGGCCAAGUACUUCCGGGACAACUUCAUUAACCCCCACAUUUACUCCGGAGGGAUCACUAAGCUGAUCUUUUGCUGGGACUUCACUGUCACUCAUGAAAAAGCUGUGAAGCUAAAACAGAAGAAUCUUAGCACCGAGAUAAGGGAGAACCUGUCAGAGCUCCGUCAGGAGAAUGCCAAGUUGACGUUCAAUCAGCAGCUGACCCGCUUCUCUGCCUACGUGAUGGCCUGGGUUGUCUCUACAGGGGUGGCCAUAGCCUGCUGUGUAGCUGUUUAUUACCUGGCUGAGUACAACUUAGAGUUCCUGAGGACGCACAGUAACCCUGGAGCGGUGCUGUUACUGCCUUUCGUUGUGUCCUGCAUUAAUCUGGCCGUGCCGUGCAUCUACUCCAUGUUCAGGCUCGUGGAGAGGUACGAGAUGCCACGGCACGAAGUCUACAUUCUCCUGAUCCGAAACAUCUUUUUGAAAAUAUCAAUCAUUGGCAUUCUUUGUCACUAUUGGCUCAACAACGUGGCCCUGUCUGGUGAAGAGUGUUGGGAAACUCUGAUUGGCCAGGACAUCUACCGUCUCCUUCUGAUGGAUUUUGUGUUCUCUUUAGCCAAUUCCUUCCUGGGAGAGUUUCUGAGGAGGAUCAUUGGGAUGCAGCUGAUCACAAGUCUUGGCCUUCCGGAGUUUGACAUUGCCAGGAACGUUCUAGAACUGAUCUAUGCACAAACUCUGGUGUGGAUUGGAAUCUUCUUCUGCCCCCUGCUGCCCCUUAUCCAAAUGAUUACGCUUUUCAUCAUGUUCUACGCCAAAAACAUCAGCCUGAUGAUGAAUUUCCAGCCUCCAAGCAAAGCGUGGCGGGCCUCACAGAUGAUGACUUUCUUUAUCCUCUUGCUCUUUUUCCCAUCCUUCACCGGGGUCUUGUGUACGCUGGCCAUCACCAUCUGGAGAUUGAAGCCUUCAGCUGACUGUGGCCCUUUUCGAGGUCUGCCUUUCUUCAUUCACUCCAUCUACAGCUGGAUCGACACCCUGAGUACACGGCCUGGCUACCUGUGGGUUGUUUGGAUCUAUCGGAACCUCAUUGGAAGCGUGCACUUCUUUUUCAUCCUCACCCUCAUUGUGCUAAUCAUCACCUAUCUUUACUGGCAGAUCACAGAGGGAAGGAAGAUUAUGAUCAGGCUGCUGCAUGAGCAGAUCAUUAAUGAGGGCAAAGAUAAAAUGUUCCUGAUAGAAAAGUUGAUCAAGCUGCAGGAUAUGGAGAAGAAGGCAAACCCCAGCUCACUCGUUCUGGAAAGGAGAGAGGUGGAGCAACAAGACGCUUUGCAUUUGGGGGAAUGUGAUGGCAGUCUUGACUUGCGAUUUAGAAGAUCAGUUCAAGAAGGCAAUCCAAGGGCCUGAUGACUGUUCUGGUAACCAGACACCAAUCAAAUAAAGAGAGGAGAUGAAAAUGGAACAAUUUCUUUCAUGCCACCUGUGCCUUUAGGAACUGCCCAGAAGAAAAUCCAUGCCUUUAGCCAGGAGUGGAAACUGACUACAAUGUAAAUAUCAAAGUAAAAUUGGGCAUUCCUUGCUUUUUUUUACACCUGGAUUGCUGAUUUUUUAAGACAAAAUACUUGGGAUUUUCCAAUAAAGAUUGUUGUAAUAUUGAAAUGAGCCCACAAAAACCUAGGAAGAGACAACUAGGGAAUAAUGUAUUUUAUCUUCAAGAAAUGUGUGCAUGAUUGAUUGGUUCUUAGAAAUCUCUCCUGCCAGACUUCCCAGACCUGGCAAAGCUUUAGAAACUGUUGCUAAGAAAAGUGGUCCAUCCUGAAUAAACAUGUAAUCCUCAAGCAGGGAUAUAAAGCCUCUGAAUUGUAGAACCUGCAUUUAUUUGUGACUUAGAACUAAAAACAUCCCCCAUGUCCCAAAGGUGGAAUAUAACCAGAGGUCUCAUCUCUGAACUUUCUUGCGUAUUGAUUACGAGUCUUUGGAGUCGGGGAUGGAGGAGGUUCUGCCCCUAUGAGGUGUUAUACAUGACCAUCAAAGUCCUACAUCAAACUAGCUUUGCACAGUGGCAGUACCGUAGCCAGUGAGAUUUAUCCGAGACGUGAUUAUUGCUAAUUGAAACUUUUCCCAAUACCACACUGUGAUGACUUGAAAUACAAUCAGCACUGGCAAUUUUUGACAGUCUCUACAGAGACUGGAUAAGAAAAAAAAGAAAAGAGAAGAAAAGAAAUUAGCUGGGUGCAAUGGCUUAUGCCUGUAAUCCCAGCACUUUGGGAGGCUGAGGCAAGCGGAUCACUUAAUGUCAGGAGUUCAAGACCAGCUUGGCCAACAUGGUGAAACCCCGUCUCUACUAAAAAUACAAAAACUAGUCGGGUGUGGUGGUGCAUGCUUAUAAUCCCAGCUACUCGGGAGGCUAAGGUAGAAUUGCUUGAAUCCGGGAGGCAGAGUUUGCAGCGAGGCAAGGUUGCACCACUGCACUCCAGCCUGGGCAACAGAGUGAGACUCUGUCUCAAAAAAAUAAAAUAAAAUAAAAUAAAUUAAAAGUUUUAUUCAAACCAAA
Messenger RNA from Piliocolobus tephrosceles (Ugandan red Colobus), 3121 nucleotides. RefSeq names its product transmembrane channel like 5 (gene TMC5). Gene Ontology annotation, cellular component: plasma membrane. The transcript has 17 exons. The coding region runs from base 31 to 1974 and encodes 647 amino acids. NCBI's taxonomy places the organism in Eukaryota, Metazoa, Chordata, Mammalia, Primates, Cercopithecidae. Gene Ontology annotation, molecular function: mechanosensitive monoatomic ion channel activity. The record is from RefSeq and is a predicted model, not a curated record.